AAGUCCAACCGGAAGUUGAGCCAACCACUGCGGAACAACAGAGCUGUCACAGUGGAGUCCGUGGGUUUUGUUUUGGGUUGUCGCCUCUGCUACAGAUUGAACUUACUACAUACACAAAGAAGAGGAUGCUUGCUGCAGGAAACAAUCCUUUCCAACAUAUAGUGGAGCCUCUUAGCCCCGAGGUACCAGGCCAGAGGUUUUUCAAUCUUCUUAAACUCGGAGAUCCCAGAUAUGACAGGCUGCCGUUCUCUGUCCGGGUCCUGUUGGAAUCAGCCAUCAGAAACUGUGACGAGUUUCUAGUGAAGAGCUUAGAUGUGGAAAACAUCCUAAACUGGCAGCAAACCCAGACUCAAAGUGUGGAGGUACCGUUCAGGCCGGCCCGUGUCAUCCUCCAAGACUUCACUGGUGUUCCUGCUGUGGUAGACUUCGCUGCCAUGCGGGAUGCAGUGAUGAAGUUGGAUGGUGACCCAGAAAAGAUUAAUCCAGUUUGUCCUGCUGACCUCGUUAUUGAUCACUCCAUCCAAGUGGACUUUAACAGGAAGUCUGACAGCCUUCAGAAGAACCAGGAUUUAGAGUUUGACCGCAAUAGAGAAAGAUUUCAGUUUUUGAAGUGGGGGUCCAAAGUCUUCAAGAACAUGCGGAUCAUUCCUCCCGGUUCAGGAAUUGUUCACCAGGUCAACCUGGAGUAUUUGGCCCGGGUGGUGUUUAAUUACGAUGGCUUCUUCUACCCAGACAGUCUGGUGGGCACAGACUCCCACACCACCAUGAUUGAUGGGCUGGGUGUUCUUGGCUGGGGUGUUGGGGGCAUUGAAGCAGAAGCUGUGAUGCUGGGGCAGCCAAUAAGCAUGGUGCUUCCUGAGGUGGUGGGAUACAAACUGCAUGGGACACCAGACAAGCUCAUCACCUCCACUGACAUCGUCCUCACUGUGACUAAGCACCUCCGUCAGGUGGGCGUUGUGGGGAAAUUUGUGGAGUUUUUCGGCCCGGGUGUGGCCCAGCUAUCCAUUGCUGACAGAGCCACCAUUGCUAAUAUGUGUCCGGAGUACGGAGCCACAGCGGCUUUUUUCCCAGUGGAUGACAUCAGUAUGAAGUACCUGGAGCAGACUGGACGGGAACCAGAAACUCUGGCCUACAUUACCAAGUACCUGAAGGCAGCAGGCAUGUUCAGAGACUACAAUAAUAUUGCCCAGGAUCCAGAUUUCACUCAUGUAGUACAGUUAGACCUCAGCACAGUGGUUCCUUGCUGCAGUGGUCCCAAAAGGCCACAGGACAGGAUUCCUGUUUCUGAAAUGAAAACGGAUUUUGAGUCUUGUUUGGGAGCAAAGCAAGGAUUUAAGGGUUUCCAGGUGGCACCUGAACGCCAUAGCACUGCGGUCUCCUUCCAGUUCAGUGGGAAGGAGUAUACUCUGGGCCAUGGCUCAGUAGUCAUUGCUGCUAUCACCAGCUGCACCAACACCAGCAACCCAUCUGUCAUGCUUGGAGCAGGGCUUCUUGCUAAGAAAGCAAUAGAGAAUGGUCUAAAUGUGAAGCCGUACAUAAAGACCAGCCUGUCACCUGGCAGUGGAGUGGUGACCUACUACCUGAAGAAGAGUGGCGUAAUGGACUUCAUGUCUCAGCUGGGCUUUGAGGUUGUUGGCUAUGGCUGCAUGACGUGUAUUGGAAACAGUGGUCCACUCCCUGAUUCAGUGGUGGAGGCCAUAACUAAGGGGGAUCUGGUUGCUGCAGGGGUCCUGUCUGGAAACAGAAACUUUGAAGGGCGAGUCCACCCCAACACCAGAGCUAACUAUCUGGCUUCGCCACCACUCGUUAUAGCUUAUGCAAUAGCUGGCACAGUGAGGAUAGACUUUGAGAAGGAACCUAUUGCUGUUAACUCAGAAGGCAGACAAAUCUUCCUCAGGGAUAUCUGGCCGACUCGAGAUGAGAUUCGGGCAGUGGAGAGAACAUUUGUCAUUCCAUCAAUGUUCAAAGAAGUCUAUGACAAAAUUGAGAAAGUGAAUGAUCGUUGGAACUCUCUGGUGGCUCCUUCUGAUAAGUUGUACACCUGGGAUGAUAAAUCAACCUACAUCAAGUCACCACCAUUUUUUGAUGGAUUGACCAUGAAGCUGUCGCCUCCUGAGUCUAUAAAAGAUGCCUACGUUCUGCUGAACCUGGGUGACUCUGUCACAACAGACCACAUAUCUCCUGCGGGAAACAUUGCCAGGAACAGCGCUGCAGCACGCUACCUCACUGAGAGAGGUCUGACUCCUAGAGAGUACAACUCGUAUGGCUCUCGGAGAGGUAACGAUGCAGUCAUGGCCAGAGGGACGUUUGCCAACAUCCGCCUCUUUAACAAGUUCCUUGACAAGCAGGCACCCCAAACCAUUCACCUUCCUACUGGAGACACGCUUGACGUUUUUGAUGCAGCCGAGAGAUACAAGCAGUCCGGUGUCCCGCUGCUAGUUCUAGCUGGGAAGGAGUAUGGCUCAGGGAGCUCCAGGGACUGGGCUGCAAAGGGCCCGUUUCUCCUGGGCAUCAAGGCCGUUCUAGCAGAGAGUUAUGAAAGGAUCCACCGCAGUAACCUGGUUGGAAUGGGGGUGAUCCCUCUGGAGUAUCUGCCUGGAGACACAGCUGCCAGCCUGGGGCUGAGUGGCCGAGAGCGCUACUCCAUCAUCAUCCCCCAGCAGCUCACCCCCCGCAUGACUGUGGAUGUGGAGCUGGACACAGGGAUGACGUUCAAAGUGCGCAUGAGAUUCGACACCGACGUGGAGCUGACUUACUUCCACCACGGAGGAAUUCUCAACUAUAUGAUCCGCAAGAUGUCACAAAACUGAUCUGUCGGAAGAUUGUCAGCUGUAAACUCACCUGGAGAAUAAUCCUGUCGAAAGGUGCUCUGACCAGUUGUCCAGAGUUGAAGUUAGUUGAUAUUCCUUUGCUUGGUUCUGAUCGGUGAGCAGCAAGCGAAAUACUGAAAAAUCCAUCCUUAUUUUUAUUAUCAUUUCUAGUCUCUUAAAUGCAACAAUAUUAAAUAUAUCUACCAUUAUAAACAUAAAUGAAUCGACUCAUAAUGUGAACUUUGUUUAGAGUAUAAAUUGGAGGAAGCAUUGUAAGCAAAAAUAUGCUGCACAAUAUAUCGGCACUAACAUCUGUAUCAGCCAAUAUUAGUCAUUUUUUAAUAUAUGGAUAUCUUGUUGCUGUUUGCUUCAGGGAGAGUUGGGGGCUGAGGUGGAGUUUGAACACUGAUGGUGAUGGAGCAAAGGAUUAGUAGUAGUGAGUAGGGAAGUUAGUGGUGUGGUUGAGGUUUUUUUAAAGGUUUCAAAAGGUAAGUAAAAUGUAUUAUUAUUAUUAUUAUGUAUUAUGUAUAUAAUAUUAUAUAUAUAUAUUUAGAGUUAUCCCGAUAGAACUCUUUCAUGAUAUCACAGCUUCUUGGUCGAUACAAAAUUGACCCUAUAAAAUAUCAGCACAAACUAUGCAUAAUUUUAUGACUUGUUUUGUGGUGUGGGAUGUCAAGUGAAAGCACUUAGUGAUCUGUGGAGCUCAUUCUCUUAAAGGAACAUGACCCAAACUGCGAUUACCCAAGAACUAUUAUCUGUCUCCAUUGAGCCUUUUUCAUGGUCGUUUUUUGGGACCAAGCUAAGCACUGUAGAAAAAUAUUGGAUGGAUGUAAUGUGAGCAAGUUAGGUGCUGUGCUGAUGCUAACAGAAGGAUGGAAUGUGAUUAACACUGUUGAUCCCAGAACUCCCUGUCAGACAUUUCUCUUCCUCAGUAAUUGCCUUACUCUCACUGAUGCUUUGCUCUUGUGCCUCUGUGAAAUUGUUUUUAUGGUUAUAUCAAUGUACUUCAACAUAAGGACUCCAGAUAAAAGUAAAACCUAAAAUGAUUUA
Molecule: messenger RNA, 3860 nt
Organism: Poecilia reticulata (guppy)
Lineage: Eukaryota; Metazoa; Chordata; Actinopteri; Cyprinodontiformes; Poeciliidae
Gene: aco1
Product: aconitase 1, soluble
Source: RefSeq, a predicted model, not a curated record